This is a messenger RNA of Drosophila guanche, 2729 nucleotides long. It is a transcript of the gene tgo, whose product is annotated as aryl hydrocarbon receptor nuclear translocator homolog. Lineage: Eukaryota; Metazoa; Arthropoda; Insecta; Diptera; Drosophilidae. Gene Ontology annotation, cellular component: nucleus; transcription regulator complex; aryl hydrocarbon receptor complex. The record is from RefSeq and is a predicted model, not a curated record. The coding region runs from base 255 to 2201 and encodes 648 amino acids. Gene Ontology annotation, molecular function: RNA polymerase II cis-regulatory region sequence-specific DNA binding; protein dimerization activity; DNA-binding transcription factor activity, RNA polymerase II-specific. The transcript has 2 exons. Gene Ontology annotation, biological process: regulation of transcription by RNA polymerase II.
AGAGUUCGACGGUAUUUUUAAUCGGAGUGGUCACACUGACACGCAGUAAACAGAGAUUUUAUCGUGGAAAAAAAACUUGAUUUAAACGCUUAAAACGCGCAUAAAACAAUUAAAUAAAGGUGCUUAAAUGUGUUUAGAAUUACCCCUCUUAUAUAAAAUAGCAUAAGCGACCCAAAUACAAUUAAAGCAGAAGCAGCAGAAAAAGAAGCGCCGAGAGAGUAGAAGAAACGUUUACCUAAUUACGUAUUCCAAUCAUGGACGAGGCGAACAUACAGGACAAGGAGCGCUUCGCCAGUCGCGAGAACCACUGCGAGAUCGAGAGGCGGAGACGCAAUAAAAUGACGGCCUACAUAACAGAGCUCUCGGACAUGGUGCCCACAUGCAGUGCCCUGGCCAGAAAACCCGAUAAAUUGACCAUACUCCGCAUGGCCGUGGCGCACAUGAAGGCACUGCGGGGCACUGGCAACACCAGCAGUGAUGGCACCUACAAACCCUCCUUUCUCACCGACCAGGAACUAAAGCAUCUCAUCCUGGAGGCGGCCGACGGGUUCCUCUUUGUGGUAUCGUGUGAUUCGGGUCGCGUGAUCUACGUCUCCGACUCGGUGACGCCCGUGCUGAAUUACACCCAGAGCGACUGGUACGGCACCAGUCUGUACGAGCACAUACAUCCCGAUGAUCGUGAGAAGAUCCGCGAGCAGUUGUCCACCCAGGAAUCGCAAAAUGCUGGACGCAUCCUGGAUCUCAAAUCGGGCACAGUGAAAAAGGAGGGACAUCAGUCUUCGAUGCGGUUGAGCAUGGGCGCCCGUCGCGGUUUCAUUUGCCGCAUGCGCGUGGGUAAUGUCAACUCGGACUCUAUGGUCUCGGGACAUCUGAAUCGACUGAAGCAGCGCAACUCGCUAGGACCGUCGCGCGAUGGCACCAACUUUGCUGUGGUCCAUUGCACGGGCUAUAUCAAGAAUUGGCCGCCCACGGAUAUGUUCCCCAAUAUGCACAUGGAGCGGGAUGUGGACGACAUGACGUCCCACUGCUGCCUGGUGGCCAUCGGUAGGCUGCAGGUCACCUCCACGGCAGCGAACGACAUGAGCGGCUCUAACAAUCAGAGUGAAUUCAUCACACGCCAUGCCAUGGACGGGAAAUUCACGUUUGUCGAUCAGCGAGUGCUCAACAUUUUGGGCUACACCCCGACGGAGCUGCUCGGCAAGAUUUGCUACGACUUCUUUCACCCCGAAGAUCAGAGUCACAUGAAGGAGAGCUUCGACCAGGUGCUCAAGCAGAAGGGACAGAUGUUCUCGCUGCUCUACAGGGCACGGGCCAAGAAUUCCGAAUACGUUUGGCUGCGCACCCAGGCGUAUGCCUUCCUCAAUCCCUAUACCGAUGAGGUGGAGUACAUUGUGUGCACGAAUAGCUCCGGGAAGACCAUGCACGGUGCACCCAUUGACGCCGCUGCGGCCCAUACACCUGAGCAGCAGCAACAACAGCAACAGCAGCAGCAGCAGGAGCAUGUCUAUGUGCAGGCACCUGGCGUGGAUUACACACGCAGGGAGCUCACUCCCGCGGGCAGUGCCACCAAUGAUGGCAUGUACCAGACCCACAUGCUCACAAUGCAGGCGCCCACGCCACAGCAGCAGCAACAGCAGCGUCCGGGAUCGGCUCAAAACACGCCGGUGGGCUAUGCCUACGACACAACGCAUUCGCCGUACAGCGCAGGUGGCGGUGGACCCUCGCCACUGGCCAAGAUUCCCAAGUCGGGCACAUCUCCUACGCCCGUGGCGCCCAAUGCGUGGGGCGCACUGCGGCCGCAGCAACAGCAGCAGCAACAACAACAGCCCGUCACCGAAGGCUAUGCGUAUCAGCAGACCAGUCCGGCACGGUCACCGAGUGGGCCGACGUACACGCAGCUAAGCGCUGGCAAUGGCAAUCGACAACAGCAACCGCAGCCGCAGGGACCAUAUCAGGCAGCACAACCACCGCCGCCACCGAAUGCGCCGGGCAUGUGGGACUGGCAGAAUGCAGGAGGACAUCCGCAUCCUCCCCAUCCGACGGCACAUCCGCAUCAUCCGCAUGCACAUCCCGGAGGACCAGCCGGUGCUGGCCAGCCGCAGGGUCAGGAGUUCUCCGAUAUGCUGCAGAUGCUCGAUCACAGUGCACCCACAACAUUCGAGGAUUUGAACAUAAAUAUGUUUAGCACGCCGUUUGAGUAAUCACCCCCCCACAAACAAAGUCCAAUCAAAUCCAAUUCAAUCACAGAACACUCUAUCGUCCCCCGUCUCUCUUGACCAUUUCUCAAGUGCAAUCUAUUGGAAAAUUGUUGAAAUAUUUCAGCCAAAACGCAGACACUCACAUGGUAAUCUCUCGUAAAUAGCAAUUUAAGUACAUAACAAUGUGGCACGUACGCAACAAUUCCGAUAUUCGUAAGAAUUCGUAUCUUUAUUUUUGUCGGCCCCUCCGCUACUUUAAAUCCGCUAAUUCGCAACAGUUAAAGGUAUUUAUGUACAUUUAAAGUGUGUACAGACGCAACAGCGAUAAUGUGUAUUCAGAGCCUAUGAAUUCUAAGCGAUUUCUGUAACAAAUGGAAUUCUUUUAAGAGCCUUUGGCUUGGGAGUUGAAUUCUCUCUUAUUUUCUUUUCUCAUUAAGUGCUCCAAAUUUCAAGUUCAUAAGCAACUAAUACAUUUAAUACAUAUACAAAUGGUAGUCUAAUAUACACAAAUUGUUAAUUUUAAGCAAAUAC